GUGAAAAUAGCGAUCUCUGGUGUUAGAGAGAAACAACAGUUGAGUCGUUUUAACAAAGGAGGAAAAGGGAGAAUAACGAAAUCAAGUCUUAUUCUAAAAGAGUCCAUUGCAAAAGGUAAUCAUCUGUCUGAGAAGACUAUCGUGGAAGGAGAAGAUGGCCGAGAAAACUUCGAGUUCGCCGGUCGUAAUAGCAGGCUCAGGGACUGGAAGUUCAGCGAAUCAACAAACGAAUACGAGUACGUCUACAACGAGAAGGAAUAUGGUACCCAAGACUAAGAAGCCACGUAGCAAACCUACUCAUCCACGUACACCGGAUAUGGUGACCGCAGCUAUAAAAGCUUUGAAGGAACGUAAUGGGUCAUCUCUUCAAGCUAUCAAGAAAUAUAUGUCCACGACGUACAAACUCGACAUAGAGAAGCAUGCACCUUUCAUAAGGAAAUAUUUGAAGAGUGCAGUAGCAUCCGGCGCAUUGGUACAGACUAAGGGAAAAGGUGCGGCAGGUUCUUUCAGAUUAGCCUCGUUAAAAAGCGAAACGACCAAGUCCAAGUCUAAGAAGUCAAGGACUAAGAAACAAGUGGCGAAAAAGCAAACGAAGAAAACAACCAGCUCGAAAAAGUCGAGCACUGCUUCAGCAAAAACGAUAGCGAGUACGGCAGCAGCAGCAGCAGCAGUAGCAGCAGCGGCAGCAGCAACGACGACCACGGCGAUAACGGCAACGACAACGUCAGGUAAAAAAUCACCGGUGAAGAAACCUGCGGUAACAGCAGCGGUCAGUGAAAAACGUAAAACGGCGAAGGGUCCAGCUGCUAAACCACCGAAAGCUAAAAGUGCCGUUCACCAAAUUUGGUCGAAAUCUAAAGUCACCAAAGCGACGCCGAAAAAACAAGCGGUAAAAAAGGCGACGACAGCGAAACCAAAGAAAGCAACUACGAAGAAGGUAGCAGCGAAGAAAAAGUGAGCCAAUAAUCUAGCAUCAUCCACAUCGGGAUAGUUACACUCGAACGGUCCAUUUUAGGACCAUCGCGUUCCUAAUCAAACGCAUGGAAAACAAAGUUGAUACUUCGGCGCGAUUUGUAUUUUGAAUAUGGCGCUGUUCCCGUUCAAAAGGCAGGCGGAGUCGAAGGUGCAUCCAGUUUUGACGUUUCUAUUGCGAAAGAACGAAAUUUAAUCUAUACCGAGAGACCUCUUUCAUAAUCCUUUUUUCUUUUUCUUUCUCUCUCUCUCUCUCUCUCCCUCUCUCUCUUUUUUUUCUCUUAUCAUCAUUCUUCCUUUACACCAAGCAGACAUUUUUGUUUUUUUUUAUCUCGCAAUCUGCAUUACAUUCAUCCUUUGAUUUUUUGUUAAUUUUUGUUUUUUAUGAAUCACUCGUCAUUUAGAUGUGUCUUAUUAAGUCAGAAUUAAGUGAAUUCAUUUCAAAUUUGCGAUAAAUAAUGAUCUUGCUUGUAGUUGUUUCCGGUAACGAUAAGUCCUACCUAUAUAUUAUUAUAUAUAGUUAAUAAAGUUAGAUUAUUAUUGUCGUUAAGAACAAGGAUAUAUUGCACUUAGCGAUCUUGUUAUUUCUUUUUCGUUUCUCUUUCUUUCUUUUUAUUUUAUUAUCAAACACGUAACUCAAGAUCGUGUGAAAUCAGAACAAGUUACGUUUCUGAGUCGCCAUUAUUUUUGAUUAUAUAAUACACGAGGUAUUCACUUUGUUCUUUAUAUUUUGUUAAAGAAUAAAAAAGAACAAAAAGAUAAUGAUUGUAAUACUAUCGCGUUGGUUAAUUCAUGAAAGUAAGAUAUAAGAAUUUAUUUAAUUUAUUCGAUAUAUAUAUAUUGUUGUUACGGCUUUGUGUCUAUCAUUUAUACAUUAUAUUUAGAGAGUUUAUUAAAGGUUUUAAUAUAAUAAUGAUCUUUAUUAUUUAAUGCUUUUACAACAAUGUUAUAAUAUUCGAUUUUUGUUUAUAUAUAUAUAUAUAAUUAUAAAAUUUUUCCAAUUUAUCUACUUUUCUUUACGUAUUGAUUUAUACAUAUAUAUACACAUAACAAUUAUAUGGCAGACAUAUAGUUCUGGAGCUCCUACAUUUAUAAUCGUUAGUUACAUAGAGUACCUGACGUACACGAUAAAACGAUAUGCUAAUUUCAAAUAAAAAAAAAACAUUGUCAUACAAAAAAAAUUUUCAUACGUUAUAUAUCUCUAAUUCCUUUUAACAAAAAAUUUCUUCUUAUUUAAUAACAGUGUACGAUAAAAUAUAGAUAAGAAUUUUCAUUCGCACGUUUAACGAAGUUGUAAUGAUAAAUCGAUUUUGUUUAAAAAUAAAGAUAUCAUUGAUAAAACAAUUUUCAGAUAUUGUUAAUAUAACGAAGAAAACAAAGAUAGAAUUAAUCAAUCUUUAUAAUACUCAAAAGAUACAGCAUUAUAAUUGAUUGACGUAAUAUACGAGAUCUAAUAAAUAAUAUUAAUUAAUAAUAUUAUUUAUAUUAUUUGUAAAUUUUAAUUGUAAACAUUUGGAUAUCGGAAAAACUUUAUGGACUCUUUUGAAUAAAAUAAUAUUAUAAAAGUUAAUAAAAAGUGCCUACUAAUUGAAGAAUAAAUAAUUAAAAUUGAUAUCCUAUCUGUCAACGUAGUUAACACACACACACGCGCGCGCACGUAUAUAUAUAUUGAUCGCCAUUUUGUCGCUAAAACGUUCGAAAUAUUAAUAAGAGCCCAUGACAAUAGUGGAGGUCGUUCGACUAGUACAAUUAAUUUUACAUUAUUUCACUCGCUCGAUAUAGUGCACUGAUAUUAUUAAAGAAUUGUCACAUUAGAUGGCGCAUGGUUGUUUUGGCGCGAAAUAUUAAUUUAGUUUAAACACAUAUACUAACCAUAUUAAUGAAUAAAAAGAAUGUUUAAGAUAUAA
Messenger RNA from Vespula vulgaris, 2879 nucleotides. RefSeq names its product late histone H1-like. The transcript has a single exon. The record is from RefSeq and is a predicted model, not a curated record. Gene Ontology annotation, molecular function: structural constituent of chromatin; double-stranded DNA binding; nucleosomal DNA binding. Lineage: Eukaryota; Metazoa; Arthropoda; Insecta; Hymenoptera; Vespidae. Gene Ontology annotation, biological process: nucleosome assembly; negative regulation of DNA recombination; chromosome condensation. Bases 155 to 958 code for a protein of 267 amino acids. Gene Ontology annotation, cellular component: nucleus; nucleosome.